AUGCUAGACGGAUGGUAUUGUCGGUCUAUAGCUAAUAUGCAGGCCAAUGAAGCGGCAAGUGCGAGUAAUAGCGUUAGUGCGGAUAACACUCACAGUCGGGACUCCCGCAAAGACUAUUCAAGUGAUAGCAGUAGUGACCCCGAGCCCGAACCUAAUUACAGGGCACAUUAUUUAACUCUGAAAAAGAAAUUAAAGUACCUUAUAUAUGAAAACGAGUGCUUUCAAGAUGCUUUAAGAUGCAGUCAAAAACGGUUACUGAAAGUAUCUCGAGAUAGAAGUUUUCUAUUAGACAGAUUACUGCAGUAUGAAAAACAUGAUAGUUCUACCUCGGACAGUGAAGACACAGAAUCCUCUGAUGAUGCCACUUAUAACAAUGCUGAAGUUGUAAAAAGAAAAAAGCCUGAAACGAGUGCAGCCCAACAAUCUUUACCGACCCCAUCAGCAGUCAAUAAAGGUCUCAAUAACACUAUGAAAAGGAAAAGAGCCGUUGUCCCUAAAAAAACACCAAAUGCUAAUAAUCCACAUCAAGCUAGUGCUGCUCCAGUGAAGUGUUCGCCUCUCGGCCUUGGUUUAUCAGCUGGUGAUGGACACAUGACCCCCGAGGAAGUGGAGCGGCACCUGCAGUCUCGACAGUCGUUCUUGGAACUGCUGCCAGAACGCGCGCCGCCCACUGUACCUACAGAAAUGUUCAGCAAUGACCCGUCACUUGAUAGUAUUGCUAACAAACGACUGAUGUUAGGACAUAUUUAUAGUAAAAUAUGUAAUAUGCGCCUAUACAUCGCUAUUGGUGGGUAUACUUGUAUAAUUUUAGAGUGA
This is a messenger RNA of Danaus chrysippus (African queen), 816 nucleotides long. The record is from the annotation of a GenBank genome assembly. Lineage: Eukaryota; Metazoa; Arthropoda; Insecta; Lepidoptera; Nymphalidae.